ACAUAGCUCCCUGAGAGGCUCUCAGAAACCAAAACCCAGGCUGGCCUGAGGAGCUUCUUUAACAGCAAAGCCGCAGAACGCUGCUCCCACGUUUCACUGGCUGCGUCAAUUUUAUGCUGUCACUCGGACCCACUGCAACUUGGGGGAAAGCUGACCACAAGCUGGGACCAGGCAGCCCUGUCCUCCGCACCCGACUACUCACAGGCUCCAAACAGAACCAGCGCGCCCUGUUCCCACCCAGAAACUGGCCCGAGGCCGGCAGAGUCCCACUCGCUAUCUACUGAUAAGCGGAAGUCCGCACAUUGGCUGCCGGGAGUUUCAUCAGAAUCUGCUCAGCCGCCCCCUCCUGGAAGCUCAGCUGGCCGGUGUCCAUCAGCGCUUUCCCAUUGGCCCCGCGAGGGACCCCAUCCCACAGCAGCCUCCACCCUUUCCGACCCUUCGCUUGUAAAUGGACCCUCUCAAGUUGCUACUUGCGAAAUUCACACACCAGUGGAGCACCCAAGUACGCAACCGGCCAGUGGACCGGACGCUUCUCGCGGCGCCGCGCCCCGCCUCUCGCGGCAUUACGCACCGCACGGAAACCCCGGGAGAGGGCGGAGCGUGAGGUCUCCGCAGCCAGUGGAGGAGCGCAGGAAAAGUGGAACCUGAGCACGUGCUGGCCAGCGCACCCUCCGACAGGAACCUCUGCCGUUUCCAGGCCAUGGGCUGCCGGACCACCCACUCCAACCCGGAGGUGCUGCGUAGCUGCCCCCUCGUCUUCUUCGCCACCAAGCCCCACAUCCUGCCUGCCGUGCUGGUGGAGGUGGCUCCUGCCGUCACUGCGGAGCACAUCUUGGUGUCCGUGGCUGCUGGGGUGUCCCUGAGCACCCUGGAGGAGCUGCUGCCCCCGAAGGCUCGGGUGCUCAGGGUCUCACCCAACCUGCCCUGCAUUGUCCAGGAGGGUGCCAUGGUGAUGGCGCGGGGCCGCCACGCUGGGACCUACGAGGCCCAGCUCCUGCGGUCCCUGCUGGAGGCCUGCGGGCAGUGCGAGGAGGUGCCCGAGGCCCAGGUGGACAUCCACACCGGCCUCAGCGGCAGCGGCGUAGCCUUUGUGUGUGCCUUCUCUGAGGCCUUGGCUGAAGGUGCUGUCAAAAUGGGCAUGCCCAGUGGCCUGGCCCACCGCAUCGCUGCCCAGACCCUGCUGGGGACAGCCAAGGUGCUUCUGCAGAAAGGGCAACACCCGGCUCAGCUGCGGACUGACGUGUGCACACCAGGCGGCACCACCAUCUACGGGCUUCAUGCGCUGGAGCAGGGUGGGCUGCGGGCCGCAGCCAUGAGCGCCGUGGAGGCCGCCACCUGCCGGGCCAGGGAGCUCAGCAGGAAGUAGGUGCGGGCCACACCUCUACCCUCUGGUGGCUCGGGUCCCCUCUGUCCUACAGGGAGGAGGGGCCCUGGCCCGCAGGGAACACAGCAGGGUGUGGCCCCUCCCUGGACCCUAAGCUCCUGGCAAGGGCAGGGAGAGCUGGCCCUGAUGACCCUUCCCUGGGUCAGGAGCCCCGGAGGGUCCUGUGGCCUGGCCUCUGACUACCGGAUUUGGUUCUCAACAUGUCCGUGAAGGGACCAACAGGCCUGGAAAGCCAGAAACGUGGGACCUUUGUUGGGGGACAGACCCAUCCCACACAGGCCCAAGUGCUGGAGCCCCUUCCUGCCACCUGCCAGGCGUCUGUGAACAGGGCUGACGCACCCACUGGCCACCCCCACUCUGCUGCCCGGCCUCAAGCCCUCCCCGAGUUUCAGCCACCAGUGUCCCGCUGGCCCUCAGCCAGGGACUGCUUGUCUGACCCCGGCCCUUCUACUAGUUAGAAGGGUCAGCCUGAGUCCAUUUCUUCACCUAUUUUUUUUUUUUAACCUUUAAAAUGGAAAUAAAGAUGCUGUCCUAUAGCA
Cervus elaphus (red deer) is the source of this 1923-nucleotide messenger RNA. It is a transcript of the gene PYCR3, whose product is annotated as pyrroline-5-carboxylate reductase 3. Lineage: Eukaryota; Metazoa; Chordata; Mammalia; Artiodactyla; Cervidae. Gene Ontology annotation, molecular function: pyrroline-5-carboxylate reductase activity. The transcript has 6 exons. Gene Ontology annotation, biological process: L-proline biosynthetic process. The record is from RefSeq and is a predicted model, not a curated record. Bases 701 to 1366 code for a protein of 221 amino acids.